Symbiodinium sp. CCMP2456 is the source of this 562-nucleotide messenger RNA. The record is from the annotation of a GenBank genome assembly. NCBI's taxonomy places the organism in Eukaryota, Dinophyceae, Suessiales, Symbiodiniaceae.
GUCCAGUGGCCACAAGGAGCCGCGGGCACGGGACAAGUACAAGAUGAGCGCCAAGGGUUUGAUCAGCAACUUUGUGCUUUCCAUUGUUGGCUCAACCACACUGGGCCUGGCCUCGCAGAUGAGAAAACUCGGCUGGAUAUUGCCGCCGCUGAGUGUGAUUGCUGGGGCUUUCAUCGUGGCGGAGAACACCAGGCUCGUCACCUCCACCAUCGACAAGCUCCAGAAGCAGCGGGACGUCCAAGUCUUAGCGUAUCCGGACUUUGCGAAAGCGGCAUUUGGCAUCUGGGGCAAGCGCCUCUCAUCCGUGACCAGCAUGCUCGCGCUGCUGGGGAUGAUGUGCACCACCUUGGUGCUCGAGGCCCAGAACUUCAACUUCCUGUUUCCCAUCUCCUGGCCCUGGCUUGGCUGCGACAACUGCGGCCACAAGUGGUGGGCCUUGCUGCUGACACCUAUCACGCUGGUCUACGUUUUCGGGAACCCAGGUGCGCUCAUGAAGCGUGCGGCCUUCCUUGGGCCAAUCGUUUGCAUCCUCACGGCUGCUGGGCGGUUGUUUGCUGGUUAG